Molecule: messenger RNA, 2323 nt
Organism: Mugil cephalus (flathead mullet)
Lineage: Eukaryota; Metazoa; Chordata; Actinopteri; Mugiliformes; Mugilidae
Product: tubulin alpha chain-like
Exons: 4
Coding region: 117-1466 (449 amino acids)
Biological process (GO): mitotic cell cycle; microtubule cytoskeleton organization
Cellular component (GO): microtubule; cytoplasm
Molecular function (GO): structural constituent of cytoskeleton; GTP binding
Source: RefSeq, a predicted model, not a curated record
CACAGAUCAAAUCACUGUUGGUCUUAUGCUGCAGGUAUAUAAAAGCAGAGUAGCACAGCAUCCUCAGCACAACAUCUUCCUACCGAUACCUGAACAUUGGACAGGAGAGUUUAACCAUGCGUGAAUGUAUCUCCAUACACGUGGGCCAAGCUGGGGCUCAGAUUGGUAAUGCAUGCUGGGAGCUGUACUGUCUGGAACAUGGGAUCCAGCCAGAUGGACAGAUGCCCUCGGAGAAGGCUGCUGGAGCAGGAGAUGACUCGUUCAACACCUUUUUCAGUGAGACAGGAGCAGGAAAGCAUGUUCCCAGAGCCAUCUUUGUCGACCUGGAGCCUACUGUCAUCGAUGAGGUGCGUACAGGAACGUACCGUCAGCUGUUCCACCCUGAACAGAUGAUCACAGGAAAGGAGGAUGCUGCCAACAACUACGCUCGCGGUCACUACACCAUCGGCAAAGAGAUCAUCGAUAUUGUUUUAGACAGGACUCGCAAACUGGCUGAUCAGUGCACUGGCCUGCAGGGCUUCCUGAUCUUCCACUCUUUUGGUGGAGGCACCGGCUCUGGUUUCACCUCCCUGCUCAUGGAGAGGCUCUCAGUUGAUUAUGGCAAAAAGUCUAAGCUAGAGUUUGCUAUCUACCCAGCACCCCAGGUUUCCACAGCUGUAGUGGAGCCUUACAACUCCAUCCUGACCACCCACACCACCUUGGAGCACUCUGACUGUGCCUUCAUGGUAGACAACGAGGCCAUCUAUGACAUCUGCCGCAGAAACCUCGACAUUGAGAGACCAACCUACACCAACCUGAACAGGCUCAUUGGCCAGAUUGUGUCUUCAAUCACGGCUUCUCUUCGCUUCGAUGGAGCCCUGAAUGUUGAUCUGACAGAGUUCCAGACCAACUUGGUGCCCUACCCUCGUAUCCACUUCCCUCUGGCCACCUACGCCCCGGUCAUCUCAGCUGAGAAAGCCUACCACGAGCAGAUGUCUGUUGCUGACAUCACCAACACCUGUUUUGAGCCAGCCAAUCAGAUGGUGAAGUGUGAUCCACGUCAUGGCAAAUAUAUGGCCUGUUGUCUGCUGUAUCGUGGUGAUGUGGUGCCCAAAGAUGUCAACUCUGCUAUCGCUGCCAUCAAGACCAAACGUAGCAUCCAGUUCGUGGACUGGUGUCCUACAGGCUUCAAGGUGGGUAUCAACUACCAGCCUCCAACUGUGGUUCCUGGUGGAGACCUGGCCAAGGUGCAGAGAGCUGUGUGCAUGCUGAGCAACACCACAGCCAUCGCUGAGGCCUGGGCCAGGCUUGACCACAAGUUUGACCUCAUGUACGCCAAGAGAGCCUUUGUCCACUGGUAUGUUGGAGAGGGAAUGGAGGAAGGAGAAUUUGCAGAGGCCAGAGAAGACCUGGCAGCCCUGGAGAAGGAUUAUGAAGAAGUGGGCACCGACAGCGUAGGAGACGAAGAUGAUGGGCAGGAAUACUAAAUUUCCUAAAAAGUGCAUUUAAACCAAAGUCAACCGAUUUGUUUUAUUUUUGGGAAUGGGGAUUACAGUUUUUUUUUGUGGUGAAGAAAGAUGUAUCAAGUCUAUUAUUGAAUCAUCAAAACUACAAUAUAGUUGGGCUUUUUUUUUCAGUCAUUAAAACAAUAUGUUAAAAUUCAAAAAACACUGCAUGAUAGAUAAACUACUAACAUAUUCUUACUGUGACACAUAUUCUAAAACAAGCAUAAAUUUAAAAGCUUAACAUCUUACAACUUGAAAAUACGAGGACACACAUCUAAAAGCAUUGAGUUUUCUUACAAAGCAAAAAAAAAAACAUCUUGCUUCGACGUUUAAAGAUCCUUUCUGUCAGGCUGAGAAACUGAGACCAAACCCUUUCUUUUGUGCACCUCCCCCCACUAUCCUCUCCCAUGAGGAAUGUAAGUUAUGAAAGGGCUCUUAUGUCAGUUUCUAUAUACCAUUCAGCUGUGACUCUGAGAGACAGAGACCAAAUCACUGACAAAGUCAGUGACUAGUGUUGUUUAUGUAGCUCAUACUCAGACAGUGGCCUGCAGCAACAAUAGGAUCCCAGUUCAGCGAUGUAUGAAUCACCGCCCUGUGAUCCUAACGGGGCAGCUGAAGAAGUUGUACCAGAGAAAAAGUAGAAAACCGGCCUCCAUCUUUGGUUUGUCUUUGAAUCUUUCUCAUUUCAGUAGUAGUAGUUGCCACUGUCCUGUAUCAUUUUAUGUUAUUUGGGUCACUUCAGUGUAUUGUAAGAACUGUCUGUUUACUUUUUCUGCCAGUAAAUUAUUUGUCUUUUACAUUUGAUGAUGAAAAUAAAAAAUUUCACCAUUUCCCCCUAA